This is a messenger RNA of Aegilops tauschii subsp. strangulata, 2982 nucleotides long. RefSeq lists its product as uncharacterized. The record is from RefSeq and is a predicted model, not a curated record. Gene Ontology annotation, molecular function: protein binding. NCBI's taxonomy places the organism in Eukaryota, Viridiplantae, Streptophyta, Magnoliopsida, Poales, Poaceae.
GUCCCCAAACCCCAAAACCCUACCUCUCCUCUCCCCGCCGUCUCGCCGCCCUCCUCCUCUCGCGUCCCGCCCCCAUUUCCCCGCCCGCCCCAGAACCCUAGCCAAACCGGCCGCCGCCGCCGCCGCCAUGAUCACCGGCGGCCAGAGCUACGUCUCGGCGCCGCCGGCCUUCUCCGCCGACGGCCGCUUCCUCCUCGUCUGCUCCGGCCGCUCCGUCUCCGUCUUCAGCACCUCCACCGGCAUGCUGGUGUCGGAGCUGGAGGGGCACGAGGGGGACGUCACCGCCGUCGUGGUGGUGCCGCCGCAGAGCAGCGCUGCGGCGGCUGCCAAGCUCGCGACCCACUGCUGGACGGCGGGGCUCGACGGUUUCCUCAUCUACUGGGACUUCGCCACCGCCGAGCUGGUGCGGAAGGUCAAAGUCGACGCCCCAGUCCACUCCAUGGUGAUUCCCAACAUAAGCAAAAAAUUGAAAGUGACCGAGGUGUAUGCUCCUUUCGCAUUCGUCUCUGUGGAAGCUUUGAGCAACAAGGCUAUUCAAGAUAAGGCAAAGGGUAAGCCAGUUGCUAAAAAGAAGGAAUUGUGGGGGCAGCUGAGGAUUUAUGACUUGUGGAAAGGGUGCCAAGUGGGUUCUGAACUGGCUCAGACACGGAAGCCAGAAAAGAUUGUCGUGAGUUGUUCUGGAGAAUUUUUGGGCAUCGCAAAUAAGAGACAUCUCUAUAUAUGGAGCAUACCUACCAAAGAUUUCAAUCAUGACAAUAUAAGGAAAAUAAAGCUUGGUCACACAAAAAAGCUGAGCACCCUGGCCUUCCAUCCAAGUGAGAGAAUCGUUGCUGGUGGUGAUGCAACAGGGAGGAUCCUAAUCUGGAGAGGUUUUGGGAAGGCCAAGUUUUCUGGAACACAUUGUGCAAAGUCUCAAGUUGAUGAAGAAAGGGAUGGUGUAAGGGGUAAAGAUGAUGCGGGUACUUGCACUACAUGGCACUGGCAUUCUAGCGGAGUGAACUUUCUCAAAUUUUCUUCCGAUGGAGCUUACUUGCUCUCAGGUGGUAUGGAGGGGGUUAUUGUUGUAUGGCAACUAGAUACUGGAAAGAGAAGGUAUAAGCCACGUCUAGGAUCUCCUCUUCUGUUCUUUGUAGAUUCUCCAGACUCUUCCAUUUCCUGUGUGUCAUGUACAAAUAACCAAGUUCAUCUUCUAAACAUGCCUAACAUGGAGGUCCUGAAAACCGUUUCUGGAAUUAAGAUGCCUAUUGCUUCCGGGGACUUGAGUCGACGAGAUGUGUGUGGAUUUGAUUCCACUAAUGGCCUUGUUGCUAUACCAACACAAGAUUACUGCAUACAAUUCUACAAUUUGUUUGAGAACACUGAGGUUUCAGAGGUGCAAGUGUGUGAGAGGAACUUUCAGCCUGUUGACGAUAUUACGAUGUACAUUUCUUUAGUUUCAUUGUCCAUUGGUGGCAAUUUAAUGUGCACUGUGGAGGUCAAGCUUCCUGAAGAAGAAUUAGGUGGCCUUGUUACACUCAAAUUUUGGAACCAAGGGUCUCGUGCUGGACAAUUUCAUCUGUCCACUGUCAUUUAUGAGCCUCACAGUGACGCUGGGAUUUCUGCCGUUGCUUUCCAUCCAGGAAAAAACAUGGCCGUGAGUUCUUCGUUUGGUUGCAACUUCAAGGUGUGGGUCCAAAGUUUGGCUUUACAAUCAAGUGACGGAAAAAGUCAAUCUGGUUGGAGAUGCCAAUCAGUUGGCUCAUACAAGAAGAAACCUAUGACAGCUGCAGCCUUCUCAGGCGAUGGAUCUGUUCUUGCAGUUGCAGCUGAGAGCGUCAUUACACUGUGGGACCCUGAUAAUAAUGCACUCGUUGGCGUGAUUGCAGAAGCACUAUCGCCCAUUACAAAACUUUCUUUCGCUGGGGAUUCGGCUUAUUUGAUGUCUCUAUCUCAGAGUUCAAAACCACAGGUUGCUGUGUGGAAUGUGUCAAAUCUUUCCAUGCAAUGGUCUUACACCCUUUUCGCAGAAGCUGCAUGUUGUUCGUCAAGUAAGAGUGAAUUUGCGGUUCUUUCUCUUCUAAGCUGUCCUGAAGGAGGAGCACCAGCAGAGCAAGAUGGGAUAAUACUGAUUUUCGAUGCAGAAAAUUCAAAACCAGUUUCCUCCUGGUCUGUAAAGAAGGCAAAAGGAGGUAGCAUUGCUUUUGUGAAGGAUGGCCCCUCUUUCGAUGCAAACACAGACGACACAAGAGGUGGAGAGGCUUCAUUGCUGGUUUACGUAAAUGGUUCACAUGAAUAUGUUAUCUUUGAUCCCCUAAAGAACGAGGAGCCGCAAAUCAGCAAGAGCACACGGAAAAACAUUCAAACGGAUGAACCUGCACCCAUCGGUUAUGCUUCUAUUUAUGGAGAACUUCCAAAACUGGAACUGAAGAAAGAGGUUUCGGAUAUCCCAUUUAUCCCAUCAGACAGACCCUGGGAAACUAUAUUCACUGGAUCGUCUCACGCUCUCCCGCCUCUCACGAAACUGUGUUCUGUUUUCUUGGCAUCGUUGCUGGAGAAGAGACCAGUCACAGACGAGUGAGAAGCACCCACCGAAGUUUUGUCGCAAUAUAUAAUGGUAUACUUGCUAGUUGCAGUUGUCAGUGCAAGCAAACGAACGCUGACUCGGGCCGCCAAGGCAAACGAUUUAUGCCCUGAAGACCACAGUAUCAAGCUUGUCACGCAACCUGGUGGGUGAUGGCAAUGAAAUGUGGUGACUGGAUCAGAGCUCCUUUUGUAGUGAUAUUUAGUAGUGUCAGUGAAUCAGUGUGCUGAUCCUAAGCAAUUUUGCCCGUCACAGUUUAAUCUGUAAUCUGAACUUCUUUUGUGAUAAUUGAGUGUUUUCAGCCAGUGAAGAGUUUGUGGCACGACGGAACAAUCAUAACCUGUAUAUCACGCGAUGUUGACCGGAUGAUUUGGAGACAAAAUCUGUUGUUUUUAUUAUUAUUAAAUCUAUCCUUGCACGCA